Messenger RNA from Anas platyrhynchos (mallard), 2992 nucleotides. Lineage: Eukaryota; Metazoa; Chordata; Aves; Anseriformes; Anatidae. The record is from RefSeq and is a predicted model, not a curated record.
AGCGGAGGCGCAGGGGGAGAGGAGAAGGGCAGGAGGGGAAGGGGCAGGAGGGGGCAGAGCAGAACUCGUCGCCGAGCUGCCAGCGCACCAGAGCUCGUGGGAUGGACGCUCCCGAGGGCAAAGCACGCUGAGGAGAGGCAGAGGCAGGAGGAGAGGAGCGGGGCACGGCAAGCGAGGGGCUCCUCGGGAAAGGAAACAGCCCGAAGGCGAGAGGGGGCUGAAGAGAAACACACCGGGUUCCUCCGUCCAGGCGAGCUGAGGCGUUUCGUGGGGAGAUGGAGGCACCGGCUGCCCUCCCCGUCCUCUGAUGCUGGCUCCCCACGGCUCGAGCAGGCGGCCCCCGGCGGGAUGCGGAUGUGAAUGCGGCUACCGAAGCGUGCCGGGGCAGAGGGCAGGAGCGCGCACCUCUUCGCCAGCCUCCCCAACUUUCCUCCUCUCACCUCGCCGCCUGCACCUCCCUCGCUUUGCAGGCACGCAGCCAGGAGCAAUGGCGAUGACAGCAUGGGCCUCAGCUGGCCAGAGGUGAAACCCAGAGCCGCUCGGUCCCGCCUGAGUGCCGCUGCAUGAGAUCCCACGCUCCUCCAGCUCCCCUGGCCCCCGACACCCGAUGAUACAGCGAGCCAUGGGCAGCGUCCGAGUCAACCGGUACAGCAUCGUCUCGACCGAAGAGGAUGGACACAAGGUCUCCGCGCUGGGCAGCAUGAACGGGCACAGCCGCAACGGGAAGGGCCAUGCCCCCCGGCGGAAGCACCGCAACCGCUUCGUCAAGAAGAACGGCCAGUGCAACGUCUACUUCGCCAACCUGAGCAACAAGUCUCAGCGCUACAUGGCCGACAUCUUCACCACCUGCGUGGACACGCGCUGGCGGUACAUGCUCAUGAUCUUCUCCGCCGCCUUCCUGGUCUCCUGGCUCUUCUUCGGCUUCCUCUUCUGGUGCAUCGCUUUCUUCCACGGCGACCUCAACGCACCGGCGGUGGGAGGUGGCCCCUCUCUCCUCAAGCCCUGCAUCAUGCACGUGAACAGCUUCCUGGGGGCUUUUCUUUUCUCGGUGGAGACGCAGACAACCAUCGGGUACGGCUUCCGCUGCGUGACGGAGGAGUGCCCGCUGGCCAUCAUGGCAGUCGUGGUCCAGUCCAUCGUGGGCUGCGUUAUUGACUCCUUCAUGAUUGGCACCAUCAUGGCCAAGAUGGCCAGGCCCAAGAAGCGGGCCCAGACUCUCCUCUUCAGUCACCACGCGGUCAUCUCCGUGCGGGACGGCAAACUGUGCCUCAUGUGGCGAGUGGGCAACCUGAGGAGGAGCCACAUUGUGGAGGCCCACGUCCGAGCCCAGCUCAUCAAGCCCUACAUGACAGAGGAAGGGGAAUACCUACCCUUGGACCAGCGGGACCUCAAUGUAGGCUAUGACGUGGGCCUCGAUCGUAUAUUUCUGGUCUCGCCCAUUAUUAUUGUUCAUGAGAUCGAUGAGGAGAGCCCGCUCUAUGGGAUUGGCAAGGAGGAGCUGGAGACGGAGAACUUUGAGAUUGUUGUUAUCCUGGAGGGGAUGGUGGAAGCCACGGCCAUGACCACGCAGGCACGAAGCUCUUACCUCGCGAGCGAAAUCCUCUGGGGUCACCGUUUUGAACCAGUCGUGUUUGAGGAGAAGAACCACUACAAAGUGGAUUAUUCGCGCUUUCACAAGACCUACGAGGUAGCUGGCACACCUUGCUGCUCGGCCCGGGAGCUGCAAGAAAGCAAGAUGACUAUCCUACCUUCUCCUCCACCUCCCAGUGCCUUCUGCUAUGAGAACGAGCUGGCUCUUGUCAGUCAAGACGAAGACGAAGACGAUGAUGAAGUGGGUGUGGCAUUAGGUGGCAGCACCAAGGAAGAGGGAGGCGUCAUCCAGAUGAUGGAUUUUGGAAGCCACCUGGACCUGGAGCGGCUCCAGGCAACUCUGCCCCUAGAUACUAUCUCGUACCGCAGGGAGUCAGCCAUCUAACUCCUCCAACCUCCCCGUGCUACACCCGUUGCCCACCAUCUCCUCCUUUGUUCUGCCCCCGUACGUAGCCGGAUAAGUCCCUCGCCCACCAAAAAAAAAAAAAAACAACCAACCCGCCCGUGACCACCUCUCAGCACCUGAGUACAUCAAGGCCUGGAGCUGCUCUGAUAUACUCCCCAUCCCGUGAAGUUAUACCGCCUGGAAGAGGAGUGAGGAUACACGAUCCUUCUGGGGUGUGCAGCUUGUGCGAGGACCCGUUGCCUACCCAGAGGCAGCAGAGGAGCACACCCGGGUUUCUCAUCUCUGGAGAGGCGACAGGAGUCCGUGCCCUCAACGGGCAGGCUGGGACCCCCGAAAUCGUUUCUGCGGCUGAGACACUGACAGACUUUCUGGCCCCUCCCAACGUGGGCAGGCCCCGUGGCUAUCACGAUUGUCACGAGGAGAGGAGUGGUGAUACCUAAGCCCUGACCAGAUGAGGAUGGACAGGAGAGUUUAGGACUCCUGGAGGGAGCGGGGAAGGCUCUGGAGGGAGGGGUUUGCUUGCAUGUUUAUUGCUUGUUGCACAUGACUUUCUUUGUACAUAAACCAGACGAAGAACCGAAAUCCAUAUUCUUCCACUGAAAACGCCAAGCGAGGAGAGAAGGACGCUGCACGUAGCCCGCUCUGCGCUCUCCUCGGCUUUUGGCGCCCGUCACCUCCAGAAGCAGCUCGGCUCCACGGACUCAGUCCCAGCUCUCCCGGCCCUCCCGAAAUACGCGUCCUGCUGCUCCCCAAGACGCCUGGCAGGGGAGGCAGGGCCCUGUGCUUGCACGCCCGGACUGCUGCCGGCACGGCACGGCUGGCACGGCAGACAAGUGACCUGAGUGGACAGCAGAACCUCUCCGUGCUCCUUCCACCUCCUCCGUUCUCCUCCCUGCUGCCAUCAGCUGUAAAACUGAAUUUGUAACUAUUUAUUUUUAAUAAAGUCGAAUAUCCCAGGGGGAGGUUUGGAAGCGAAGGGGAGACCCCAAGGCUGCA